GUCAGAAACAAAUCAAGAGAUUAGUGGAUACUUGCACAUAAUGCUGAACAAAGGAAAAAACUCACAACAGAUCAGAGUUUUGUGUGUGGUGGUUUUACCCAACAAGAUGGAGAUCCACAUUACUGUUGGGUUAAAGUGUAGGGGACGCGAAGUAAUCAGUCAUCUGUCACAGAUACUUGGAAUAAAUGAUCUGCAUCUUUUUGGCUUGAGUUUUCAAAAAGAUAAGGACCAGCUGUUCCUUGACCUGGAUAAAAAACUAACUGCAUACUUCCCUAAAACCUGCAAGCAGACAACAUUGCCGGACAGGAUUGUUCUUUAUCUAAGAAUUCAGUACUACAUAAGAAAUAUUCAUCAAAUUGUAGAUGAAAACGUUUGCAGUCUGUACUGUGCUGAUCUGAAAAACAAAGUUUUGAGCUCUCAGUGUUACGAGCAGGAAGGUCUAUACUUUCAGCUGGCUGCAUACGCCUUACAGGCAGACUUGGGCGACUGGAAAGAGGGAGUGGGACCAUACUUUUCUCCCCAGGACUAUUUUCCUACUUGGAUUUUGAUAAGGCGUGGAUGUGACUAUGUGGUGCAGCACACUCCAGACUUGCACAGAGAACUGAAAGGGAUGUCUGCACACGAUGCUUCUCUGCUGUUUAUUGACGAGGCCUAUAUCCUGAGCGAUGUGCCACUCACGUUCUACAGCAUGAGCAAGGGUAAAAAGGACAAAAAAAUGAGUUUGCUGAUAGGCCUGGCUUUGACAGGACUACACAUAUAUGACAAAAAGAGAGCCAGUGGAGAAUAUCAACUUUCACAUGAAUUUGCCUGGUCAAGCAUAGAGUGUCUUAAAUUUCAGGGUCGAAGGUUUGAGAUAAGGGCAGAUUCUCUGGCUGGAGAAGUUUUGGUGAUGUACACUCAGUCAGUGCUGCACUCCCGACAUCUGCUAAAACACAUGAGCAACACCCAUCAUGUGCACCUUAACACAAAACACUCAAUCAAACAGCUUCAGAGAGAAGAGAGAAGGCAGCAAAUGGAAAUGUAUAUCAAAGACAGUACUGAUCCAGAUUCAGAGGAAAGUGAGAAUGAGCUUCCAUCCAUAAAGUGUUAUCUGGACAAGACCAGGCAAAAUCAAGCAACUAUCACAAUCAGAGAUUUAACUAAUUUAGAUGAGAUUGAGCUCUGUGUUGAUGAGCCAGAAGAGAUGCUUGUUGAUGACCCCGAGGAGAUCAUACAUUUGAAGGAACUCCUUGAGGGUGUGUCAGUAGAUGGGCCUCCAUUAGUGACGCUGUCUCAGUGGACAGAUUUUACAAUUGAGAUGAAACAGGUCUUAAGGUGGAGAGCUUGCAAUCCUUCUUUAAACCAGUACGAGGAGAAUGUAAAUUUGAAUCUUUCAAACAAAUCUCCUGAAGAACAUGUCAGCACACAACUGACAGAUAAACAUGAACAAGAAGACUUUAUAUUUUAAUGAUCUAGCACUGUGAUUAAAUACUAAUGUACACUAAAAGUACUAAUGUACAUUAAUGUACACUAAUGUAUACACUAGAAUACACAAAGGCUUUAAUGUACACUAAUGUACACACUAACCUACACAAAGUACUAAUGUAUACUAAUAGGCAGUGUUGGGCAAUAACACGUUACUAGUAACAGUUAAUUUUGUUUUAUUAAAUGAAGUAACUCCUUUACCGUUACCGUAUGGUACCGUAAAGUUUCUCAAAGUGGAAAUAUGCUCAU
Molecule: messenger RNA, 1713 nt
Organism: Silurus meridionalis
Lineage: Eukaryota; Metazoa; Chordata; Actinopteri; Siluriformes; Siluridae
Product: FERM domain-containing protein 6
Exons: 13
Coding region: 41-1447 (468 amino acids)
Biological process (GO): positive regulation of hippo signaling
Cellular component (GO): cytoskeleton; cytoplasmic side of apical plasma membrane
Source: RefSeq, a predicted model, not a curated record